Candidula unifasciata is the source of this 1288-nucleotide messenger RNA. NCBI's taxonomy places the organism in Eukaryota, Metazoa, Mollusca, Gastropoda, Stylommatophora, Geomitridae. The record is from the annotation of a GenBank genome assembly.
AUGCAGAGAUUUGUAAAUCUAGGCGUUAUUGGAGAAGGUAGCUAUGGCAUGGUAUUCAAAUGUCUGCACAAAGCAUCAGGCCAGAUGGUAGCUGUCAAGAAGGUUCUAGAGAUAGAGACAGAUGAAACUGUCAGAAAGAUUGCUGCAAGGGAGAUUCGCAUGUUGAGACUGCUUCAACAUGAAAACCUAGUCAAACUUAUAGAGGUGUUUCGAGAACAACGAGAGCUGCAUCUUGUGUUUGAAUUUGUGGACCACACACUUUUAGAUGAACUCGAUCGCUGCACUAAGGGGCUUGAGGAAGAUAUGUGUCGGAAAAUGUUGUGGCAGGUGUUGAAGGGGACCCAGUUUAUUCAUUCACGCAAUGUUAUCCACAGAGAUAUAAAGCCAGAGAACAUACUUGUGAGUGAUAAAGGUAUUGUCAAGAUCUGUGACUUCGGAUUUGCCAGGACAUUAGCACUGAAGGGGGAGAACUACACAGAUUAUGUUGCUACUAGAUGGUAUCGGGCACCAGAGCUUCUUGUCGGUGAUAUUAAGUAUGGCAGAGCCGUGGACAUCUGGGCAAUCGGGUGCUUGGUGCCAGAAAUGUUGACUGGAGAGCCAAUGUUUCCUGGUGAUUCGGACAUUGAUCAGUUGUAUCUGAUACUAGAAUGUGGUGGUAGUUUGACCAGAAGGCAUAAAGAGGUUUUCCGACGCAACCCUUUAUUUAUUGGAAUGAGACUGCCUGUUGUGCGUGAAACUAUCAAACUUGAGGACUUGUUUCUGGACAGUUCAGUUUCAGCAGAGAGACUGCAGUUUAUAAAGCAAUGUUUAGAUAUCAACCCAGACAAUCGUCCAACAUGCAAUGAUCUGCUGAAGCAUGACCUGUUUACCAGGGAUGGGUUUGACAAGUAUUUCUCCAUGGAGAUGAAGCAGCUGCUGCAGGUCCAGAAGAUGCCCUUUGAUUCAAAGAUCGCCCUAACUGUAAAUGAAAAUGUAAAUGUCAGCUGUAAGCCAAGGGUUUUUCGAAGAAACAAGGCUGAAUUUGAGAGAAAAGAUUACAGACAUAGGAAGGGUUCAAACCCAAAACCUGCCAGAAAACAAGGAAGCUAUCCAUUCAGCCACUUACUCACCACUUCUUGCAAUAACUCAAACAAUAACAAAACUACUGAAUGCUCACCAGCUUGCGUUGGCUCUAAAAUCAUCUACAAGAACAGGUCACACAGCAACUCCUUAGAGUUACAGCCCUUCACCAGCGGUGACAGCCUUGACCCAAAGAAGGAUGUGAGAUAUUUUCUGUCCCCAUUGCUGU